This is a messenger RNA of Chrysoperla carnea, 1874 nucleotides long. Its product is annotated as origin recognition complex subunit 1-like. The coding region runs from base 75 to 1706 and encodes 543 amino acids. The record is from RefSeq and is a predicted model, not a curated record. Lineage: Eukaryota; Metazoa; Arthropoda; Insecta; Neuroptera; Chrysopidae. The transcript has 5 exons.
UAACACCAAGUAUAUUAAAAUUAACUGAAAGAAGAGAUAAAGAAUGGUUGUUAUCAUCGAGGUUCAAUAACAAAAUGAAUACUUCUAAUGGGGAUGAUAAUAAAUAUGCAAUUAAAACACUGGAUGAAGACUCGCCAUUACCAAGUCAACAAACAUUGAGUAGUAAAACUGAGUUAAGCCAUUUAUUGUAUAAUAAAUAUGUUUACGUACGUGAAGAUUUUCGCAAUAGAAAAUCAAAUGAUCUUCCCUCGAAUGAAGAUAAUUUAUGGAAAGAUCAAUCGGACAGUAGUGAAUCUAUCGGUGAAGUAAUAAGCCUGCAAAACAAAACACAUCCAACAUCUUCAACUGUCCAUUUUCAUUUAAGACCAACUGAUGAAGAUAAAAAUGGUGAAUUAUCACGGAGUACCUCUAUGCCAAUAUUUGAAAAGCAAACGUUUAUAACUACAUCCAAAGAAACCUCAUUUAAGGCGAAUACUUCUCGUGGUACAUUUAAGAAAAGAACAGAUGAAUAUUUGGAAACAGUAAAUGUACCACUUAAAUUAUCUGCUGUUGACAUGGUCUCUGAACAUACGAAUAAACAUUCUUCGAAAUUAAUGGUUACUAAAAAUUCAUUUAUUUUACAUCAACGUCAUAAAUAUUCUGAAUCUGUACCACAAGAUCUGAAUGAGUCUGAUGAAGCCAUUGAAAUGAAUGAUAAUAAAGACAAUUUAGUUACCACACCUUUCACCGAAACAAGUUUAGUAUCAUUUUUAAUUGUGCCAAACAAAGAUGACGAUUUAGCAAAGUCCAAAUUGUCACUAGUACGUGACUCUGUUGAAUUGAUCAGACAGAAAAGUGCUGUUAAAUCAAAAACUGAAAACCCUGAUAUACCAUCUCCAACACCAAAAAACAAACCAAAGCCAACCACGUCAGCAAGUUCAAUAUUAUUUAAUUUACUUCCAAUUGAUGAAGUGAGAUCGUAUAAAUCAACAAACCUUGUUGAAUUGGAACCAAGAAAUACAACAUCAAAAAGAAGGCGAAAAUCGAAUGACAAUGGAGAUACUCCUAUUGCAACAAUGCCAUCAAAAUUAUCAUUAGCAACCGAUUCUCUCGAAUUAAUGAAACGUAAAAGUUCUGCAAAAUUACCAAAAAGUGGGACAAAGAUCAAACCAAAGACAACAAAAGACGAUAAUAAAAGUUUAGUAUUGAUGACUCAGAAUCUUGCUAGUGUUGAUGAGCAAUCAGUUGAAAAUUCUUCAACUAGUUCUGAUCCUACCAAUACUAACAAAUACGAAGAUAUGAUGAAUUUGUCUGAUGCAAAUAAAAUAAAAACUAAAAAAUACAAAACAUCACGUGUGGCGAUUAUUGAAGAUCCUGUGAAUGUUAUACAUCCGGAUUCAAUGUCAAAUUCAGGAGCAACCAAACAUUUGGCUGAUUUUAAUGCAAUGAAUCCAUUCUCAUUAAAUCAUUUAGAUGUUAUUGAUAAACAAGAUGUUAACGAACCGAAUAAAUAUUAUUAUCCAUUACGAUUACAGCAAAAACAACAACAAGAACUUCAUCAAUCUACAUCAAAUAAUUCGAAUCGAUUAACCAGGAAAAAUAAGACUAAAAAUAAUUCUAAAAAAAGUAGCAGUAAUAUUGUUACUGGUAUUACUGUAGAUAAUACUAAUUUAACACCACAAGAAUUUAUUGAAACAAGAAAUGAAUCUUUGAAAAAAUUUCAAUAAAUCACUUUUACCAUCGAUGAUGACGCAUCUAUUUUCAAGAUAAAUUGGACAGUCGAAAAUUCUCAAGUCCAGUUAGCUCUGUAAUUAAUGCUUCACUGGUCGUUCUUACAAUUCACCAAUAAGAUUGUGUUAUAAUUUUACAAAAAAAGUAUAGUAUUCAUAAAUAUA